GGUAACGGCCGCGUGGUAACCAGGCGCCCCGUGCGCGCUGCGGGUUUCCGGCGGGUUGGGGCUCCAGGUGCGCAGGAUGAAGAUCGAGGAGGCAUGUGGUGUGAUAGUAGAAUUAAUCAAAAGCAAGAAGAUGGCUGGAAGAGCUGUCUUGUUGGCAGGACCUCCUGGAACUGGCAAGACGGCGCUGGCUCUGGCCAUUGCCCAGGAGCUGGGCAGCAAGGUCCCUUUCUGCCCAAUGGUGGGGAGUGAAGUUUACUCCACGGAGAUCAAGAAGACCGAAGUGCUGAUGGAGAACUUCCGCAGGGCCAUUGGGCUGCGGAUAAAGGAAACCAAGGAGGUCUACGAGGGCGAGGUCACAGAGCUCACCCCGUGUGAGACGGAGAACCCCAUGGGCGGCUACGGCAAGACCAUCAGCCACGUGAUCAUAGGGCUCAAGACGGCCAAGGGGACCAAACAGCUGAAACUGGACCCCAGCAUUUUUGAAAGUUUGCAGAAAGAACGAGUAGAGGCUGGAGAUGUGAUUUACAUUGAAGCCAACAGUGGGGCCGUGAAGAGGCAGGGCCGGUGUGAUACCUACGCCACAGAAUUCGACCUUGAAGCUGAAGAGUACGUGCCCUUGCCCAAGGGGGAUGUGCACAAGAAGAAGGAGAUCAUCCAGGAUGUGACCUUGCACGACUUGGACGUGGCCAACGCCCGGCCCCAGGGCGGACAGGACAUCCUGUCUAUGAUGGGCCAGCUCAUGAAGCCAAAGAAGACAGAGAUCACAGACAAACUCCGAGGGGAGAUUAACAAGGUGGUGAACAAGUACAUCGACCAGGGCGUGGCUGAGCUGGUCCCUGGAGUGCUCUUUGUUGACGAGGUCCACAUGCUGGACAUCGAGUGCUUCACGUACCUGCACCGGGCCCUGGAGUCCUCCAUCGCUCCCAUCGUCAUCUUUGCGUCCAACCGAGGCAACUGUGUCAUCAGGGGCACGGAGGACAUCACGUCUCCCCACGGCAUCCCCCUCGACCUUCUGGACAGAGUGAUGAUCAUCCGGACCAUGCUGUACACUCCGCAGGAGAUGAAGCAGACGGUGUACAUCUCUCACUGUGUGGUCAGCGUGUGGCCAAGGCAGCGGACGUGGAGUGGACGUGCACUGACGUGUUGGCGGGCUCUGCCAGACCCUCUCCUUGCCAGAGCACAGGCACUCUUUGUGGGACCUCAUCCACAGCUGUUUGAUCCCCAGCCACCGUGGGGGGGCGUUUCUCUUGGCUGUCAGCAAGAAGCCCUUUGUAUCAGGGACACAGAACUGCUAGCUCCGGCUGUCGUGGCUGGAGCCUCGGCCCCACUGCUCUCCUCACCGUCUAUGCAGAAACUUCUCUGCUGGGCUCCACUUCUCUGUGGACCCCAGACGGUGGGCCCCUCACACACCAGCUGAGGUUCUUUGGACAGAGAUCACACCUGGCAUCCCCUGGCUGACCAGAUAAGUGUGAUGUGGCCAGUGUGCCGUUUGUGAAAUAUUUAAACAAGUUGAAACAUUUUGCAAUCGGGACAUUUCAUUAAAAACCAGAGUUCUGAGUCUCUCCUGACAAAAUGAAAGACCUCCCUGCCAGCACCUGGCCCUCGGCCCUGGCGGCGCUGGCUGCCUGCAGCGGAGGGCCACCUCCCCUGGCGCACGCUGGCCCUGCACCUUGGCCCUGGCCUGCUCGCAUCUGCAGGACUUGGUUCCUGUGGGCGGGCCCUUCUCGUUCACAGCAGCCGCCACGCUGAGCCCUUUAACCACGGUCCCCAGACGCCAGCCUCCCUGCCUCUGCGGCUCCUGCCCUCGGGGUCUCCACCUGAGAGCUGGACGCCCGCUGGAAGUGUCCAUCUCCUAACCCCCGGUCCCUCUUCCCUGGUGAGGCUGUGGCGAGGGGCUCAGUCUUUCCCACUCCGGUGUCUCUAUCCUGGGUGUGUUUUUAUAGCUUUAAUUUAAACAAGGCUUCUUGAUAUCUUGUUUACGAAGCUGCCAAAGUGAAAAAUUCCUGUAUUAUGUGCGGCUUGAAGUCCUCGAGUUAUCUCAGCUCCACAACACACAGCAUCACUGUCCCGCGGCCCCUUAUCACUCAGCGCCGCUGCGCCUGCAGGGUCCCGGUGCCACUCGUGUCGGUGUCCCCGCGCCAGCCUGCUUCCCUCCAGCUUCACGAAGGUCUUCAAGCCGCAGCAAGCAUCGGCCUCUUCCUGGCAGAUUAGAUACCUCCAGUGAUGCUAUGAGGGCUGAUAAAUCUUUGAAAGUAACUUUUUUGAUUUAUUUAACCAUCGUAUUUAUCAAGCAAAUAAAAAAUGUCUUAUUGCCUGAGUGCUUAUAGGUGGUGGUGCCCACACUGGAGAGGAAGGUUAGCACCCCCGAGGGAGCCCAGACAGGUUUUGGGGGGAAUUGCACAGGCAGGGCUGGGGGGCAGGAGCUGUGCCACCCUGGAAGCAUGCCUCAGGGGGGACCAGCUGCCUUCUAAAGCUGCACGAAGCCAUUCCUGUCGAAGGCGAGUGACACCACCCUGGAGGUGUGCGAGGCUGGCAGUUCCCGUCAGGGUCGGCUCUGCCCCGCCAGCCCAGGUUUGGGCCUCUGUGCUUUUAGGAGGCAGGACAGGGACACUUGAGGUCAGUCGCUUGAUCAUUUUUUCUCCUU
Vicugna pacos (alpaca) is the source of this 2644-nucleotide messenger RNA. The record is from RefSeq and is a predicted model, not a curated record. NCBI's taxonomy places the organism in Eukaryota, Metazoa, Chordata, Mammalia, Artiodactyla, Camelidae.